AUGAACAAGCUAAUUUUGUUAUGUGCCAUUUUUGGCAUCGUCUUUAUGGGUGAGGCUGUCUGCAAACUUCUCGAAUGUACUGAAGAUCACGAGAGGAACCCGCUGGCAAAGUGCUGGUGCGGAAGUGUCUUGUGCAGUGACGGCAAUUACUGUGCCAUACCUAGCCAGGUAAGUGAAGAACCAAGCUGCAGGCCAAGAUCUGAAUAUGUAGAGAGGAAUUUGCCUGGCGGAACAAGGAGACCGCGAACAACCCCCCGAGGAAUUUGUGAUGAUACUGUGCAGAGGCCUAUAUCACCUGAUGUCUAUGGGUGUGAUUCAUGA
Molecule: messenger RNA, 321 nt
Organism: Helobdella robusta
Lineage: Eukaryota; Metazoa; Annelida; Clitellata; Rhynchobdellida; Glossiphoniidae
Exons: 4
Coding region: 1-321 (106 amino acids)
Source: RefSeq, a predicted model, not a curated record